Molecule: messenger RNA, 1633 nt
Organism: Leptopilina boulardi
Lineage: Eukaryota; Metazoa; Arthropoda; Insecta; Hymenoptera; Figitidae
Gene: mRpS5
Product: 28S ribosomal protein S5, mitochondrial
Exons: 6
Coding region: 213-1562 (449 amino acids)
Biological process (GO): translation
Cellular component (GO): ribosome
Molecular function (GO): RNA binding; structural constituent of ribosome
Source: RefSeq, a predicted model, not a curated record
AUUCUUCUAUAUUUACCUAGUACUUUUUCCGGUUCUCCGGUUACUUCUAUAUAUUGUUGUUUUUUUUUAAUUAUUAAUUAAAUUGAAACAAAAUAAUGUUAAUUGUAAUUUAUUAUUAAAUCCUCCAAAUGGAGGGAUAAAGUUUCUUAAGUUUUUUGUAAAUAUUUCACAAUUAACGAAAAGAAAUUGUACACACACGUCAGGAAAAAAAAAUGGCAUUUCGUCUUUUACAAUUUUGUGGUCAAAUAAGUAAAACCAUAAAAAAUGUUCGCAAUUUGGAGCUUCGACAAAUGAACAAUGUAAUUAAAACAACACAAUUAUUAUCACCGCAAUUGCCAAUAAAAUAUCAACAACGAACAACAUCGUUUUUUACAAAAAAAUCUGGCGAAGAAUUAUGGAAAUCAGUGACAAGUGUAAGUAAUGCGGGUAGAAGAAGAGGUCGUGGUAAAAGGGGUUCAAUUUCAAAAUUGAAAAAAAAUUUAAAUUGGGGUCAAAGAAUUGGUAUUGGUAAAAAAAGAAUGUUAUGGCCUGGUUUAACUGGUCCAGUUAUACAAGGAAAGACAUUAAUUCAACAACAACGUUUGCCUGACGAUCCUGAUUUUGAGAAAAAAAUUAUUGACAUGAGAGAGGCGUCGAGUAAAUUUAAAAAAUUAAAAGUUCAUCCCCUUGAACGUGGUUGGACAAGUGCAAAAUUAGGUGGUAAAAAACUUGGACCACCAAGUGCUGCUCGUGAAGAUGAAUCGUUUGAGGGAUUUGAGACAAUUAUCCUUGAGCAUAAAAUAACUGGACACAUGACGGGAAAUAUGGGAAGAGUGAGAACAUUCUCAUGUUUUGUCGUUACUGGAAAUGGAAAUGGUUUAGUUGGCAUUGCUUUGGGAAAAUCAACUGACAAUGCUGCAGCUGUAAGAAAUGCAAAAAAUAGCUCUGGAAAAAAAUUAUUUUACGUUAAUAGAUAUAUGGAACGUACAGUUUUCCACGAUUUCUUUACUCGUUUUGGAAAUUGUAAAAUUUUCGUGAAACAAAAACCGCCAGGCUAUGGUUUAAUUUGUCAUCGUGCAAUUAAAGCAAUUUGUGAAGUGAUUGGAAUCAAGGAUCUUCAUGCAAAAAUUGAAGGCACAACAAAUGUUCAAACAUUGACCAAAGCCUUUUUAAUUGGACUAUUGCGUCAGAAAACACAUCAAAAUUUAGCUGACGAGAAAAAAUUGCAUUUAGUUGAAAUAAAUAAAAAUUUUGACUAUUUUCCAAAUGUUGUUGCAUCGCCAUCAACAAUACGUUCAGAAAAGGAAAUUUCAUCAACUGAAAUAAUGGAUUUUCGUCAAUUUGUUAUGGAUGGAAAAGUAAUAUUACAAAGAAAAAAAUAUCCACCAUUUUAUACGCGUUUAAAAGGUUGGGAAUUACAUUUGAAAAAAAUGGAAAAAUUACGCGAUCAGGACAAUGUGAGAUUACAAUUAAUAGCCGAGUAUGGUGAUAUUAGAAGUUUUUUAUCAGAAAAAUAUCCCGAAGCAGUACCACAAAAUUGGUGUAAAAAGAAAGAGGUCGAACAAGUUGAGGAAGAAGAGUAAAUUUUUUUUGUUAAAAUAUUAUUUUUUAAUUAUAAAACGUUUAGGAAAAUAAAUUUCAAAAAAAUUAGAAA